AAGUAUUUGUGUUUACAGUCAGUCAGGCGUGACACUCGUCAUCGUUAUGAAUGCAGGGAACAGUCACCUGUUUGUCACUGUAUUUGUGGGCGCUCUGCGGGCCGUUUGAAGAUAGGUAUUUAGCUUAGGGGUGGGGCAAACACUUCUCAAAGUAGAGAGCAGCACAUUCGGCAAUUUACUCCCAAUAGAAGGUUGUUUCUGUGUUUAAGGGAGUUUCUCCCCAAGGAUACCCCCCUCCCCAAUCGAUUGAUUGUUAAGGGAAAGUGAAACUUUGUUAGUUUGACCCGUGACUCAAGACCCUUUACUCUGGAACACUGUCCUUCGUCCCGCCGGUACAGGUUCAGUGACGCCUGAGACAAAAAAACUCUUUCUGAGUUGAAGCAACUCUGAGAGAUUCACUAUGCAAAGCUCGGGCCUAAGACAGGGGGAGGACUACGUACCGGGAUGGGUCUCGGACCUGACGUCGUUACCCAACCUGGACGAGGACGUCCUGCUGCGGGAGUUAAAAGCCAGAUACACCGCCGAUAGGAUCUACACGUAUGUUGGUGAUAUUUUGGUGGCUGUUAAUCCCUUCAAGGAUGUCCCCAUCUACACAAAUGAGAUCUCUGAGCAGUACUGCGGAGGUCUUCACUCCGAACAGCCUCCACACAUCUUCGCCACGGCUAAUGAUGCGUACCAGGGCAUGCUGGGUAAACUGUCAUCCCCACCCCAGGACCAGUGCAUCGUUAUCAGUGGUGAGAGUGGAGCAGGUAAAACAGAGAGCACCAAGCUGCUGAUCAGGCAGCUGCUGCAGCUGUGUCAGGGCACCUCUCAGCUGGAACAGCAGAUUCUACAGGUGAAUCCUUGUAGAGGCCUUGGAAUAUCUUCAAAUCAAAAUAUUUCUACAGUAAAAGGUGCAAAAAUCCGUGAGUACCUUCUGGAGAAGUCUCGGCUGGUGCAGCAGGCAGGAGGAGAGCAGAACUUCCAUGUCUUCUACCUCAUGCUGAAUGGGCUGUCCCCCCAAAACAUGGAGAAGUACCAUCUGGGGGGAGGACAGGGCUACAGCUACUUGAAAAAUUUCCAGGACAAAGCCCAACAUUACAGGACUCAGCACCAGCAGCUGCUGGAUGCCAUGGACAUGGUGGGCUUCAAUGGGGAGGAACAAGAAGGGAUGUUUUCCAUCCUAGCUGGGGUGCUGCACAUGGGGAACAUACAGAUCUGUGCUACAGACAGUGGUGAGGCUUAUGUGGACAGGUCUGCCAAGGACAUCAACAUCACUGCUGAGAUUCUGGGAGUAGACAGUACUGACUUGGAAUCCAGUUUGACCCAGAGUGUGGUGAGAACCAACAAAGGGGAACUCAUACAGAGGAACUACACUGUACAGCAAGCCUUAGCCAGCAGGGAUGCCGUCUCCAAGGCCUUGUACGGACGACUGUUUGGCUGGCUGGUCAACAAGAUCAACCAGCUGUUAGCACCCACUGACAGCAGCAUUGCAGAACUACAACAGAUAGGGGUGCUGGACAUCUUUGGGUUUGAACAUUUUGAACACAACAGUUUUGAGCAGCUGUGUAUCAACCUGGCCAAUGAGCAGCUUCAGUACUUCUUCAACCAGCACAUCUUCCUACUGGAACAGGAGGAGUACCAGAGGGAGGGAGUCAGCUGGACCACCAUCACCUUCACUGACAACAAACCUGUGCUGGAUCUGCUGUUGGCCAGACCUAUUGGCAUACUGGCCCUUCUGGAUGAAGAAAGCCUCUUUCCUCAGGGAACAGAUUUGACACUUCUGCAGAAGCUGAACCAGAAUGUUGGCAGCAGCCCUCACUUUACUACAGGCAAGCAGGCCAGGAGUCCGCUCUUCACCAUCACCCACUAUGCAGGCAAGGUGGAGUACAAUGUGACUGGCUGGCUGGAGAAGAACAGAGACACCCUGCCCUCCAACACCAUGUCCGUCCUGCAGCACAGCAGCAACCCACUCAUCAACACUGUCUGUAAUGGCAGUAUCACUCGGACCGGAACACUUGCACUUCAGCACAAAACCUCUAAGGGUCGUCGUCUGAGCAAAAGACCAGCGGGUAGACAAGUUGGUGAACCCGGCAAGAAAGGAGGAAAACAGCUCACUCUGGGUGGCCAGUUCAAGAACUCCCUGACUGUACUAGUGGAGAGGAUCACAGCAGCCAGGCCCCAUUUUGUCCGCUGUAUCAAACCUAACGGCCUCAAGCAGCCAAACAACUUCCAAGAAGAUGCAGUGGCUGCCCAGAUUUUGUUUUGUCUACCUGCCCAGCUGAAGUACACAGGAAUGAUGGAGACAAUCCGCAUCAGGAGGGAGGGCUAUGCUCUGCGCAUCCCCUUCCAGCAAUUUGUUCAGAGGUACAGAAGUUUGGGGGAUGUUGCCCACAUACCAGAGGACCAACAUGGGUGCCAGAGGAUACUAAAGGCUACAGGGUUGUCUGACUGGCUGAUUGGGAAGACUAAGGUGCUGUUGAAGUGGUGGCACACAGAUGAGCUGGCCUCCAGGCUACAGAAGGUGGAGCAGGCUGCAACCCGCAUCCAAACAGGGGUGCGUGGCUUCCUGGCCCGGAGGAAGAUGGCCCAUCUGAGAGAGUUAGCCAAUAAGCAGGCAGCAGCUGCCGUAAUGUUCCUGAACCUGACUGAGCAGCUCAUAGAGGAUGCCUUCCAGAGGCAGCGCCACCUGGCAGAGAGGGAUGAAACUGCCACACCCCGUGGGUUGCUGAAAGGAGCAGUAGCAGGUGGGAUGACAGCUGACAUGACACCUGCAGAUGCAGCAGCUGUACAGCAGGUGGCAACCAAAAUGGCUGACCUACACCUACAGCAAGAUGCAGAGACUCAGGUUGAGUUGAAGGAUAACCUGAGCUCUGAUGAGGAAAUUGUGGAGGAUGACUUCACUGGACCCAUAAGUAGCAAGAACAGAUGGGGAAAGGAGGGGACCAAGGCUGCAUCUGUGCGCUGGUUCAGGGAGACCCAGCAGCAGGCUGUGAUGCAGGACAGCGGCACAUUUGCACCCUGGUUCCAUGGGAUCAUCACACGCAGGGAAUCAGAGCGACUCUUACAAGACAAGCUGCUGGGCUGUUUCCUGAUCCGAGUCAGCGAGAGCAGGUUUGGCUACUCCCUGACCUACAGGAUAUCCAGCAGGUGUAAACACUUUAUGAUUGACCAGUUGCCCAGUGGCAAGUACGUGGUCGUUGGGGAACCCAAAGUGCACGUGUCCCUGUCAGCAUUAGUGGACUACUACAGGAAGAACCCUUUGACUGGAGACCUUCUGACAGAACCCUGUGGCCAAGUUGAGGGACAUGAGGACUAUGCUGAACUUCUAGUAGGGAGCCGGUACAGUCUAGUCAGAGUGGAGGAGGAAGUGCAACCCUAUGGAAGUGCUCUACAUAGAGAUGAUUCCACCCCACCACCCCUGCCGGAGAGAAACUACACCACAAUGCGUGAGCCAGGCAACCAGCAAGCCAGCAGCAAACACAUGCACUACCAGACACUGCUGAAGAAUCAGCAACAACAGCUGGGAGUGAGAGCAGCGACAGAAACCGCAGCCCCACCUCUUCCAGCCAGAACCAGAAGAAAGUGACCGCAACAUCAAGCCAAGACGUUUUGUCAUCAGAUGAUUCACUACCACCAUUUUCACAAUGUGGUCUUUAAUGUACUGGUUCCUACAAAUUACUGUUUGUAGCUAGAUUUUUAUUGUGAGGACUAGGGUUAGGCUGGAGAUUACAGUAUUACCAAGGAGGUUUUAAUCAUUACACAAUCUCAUUGCCUACCAAACCUCUCUAAAAGCAUGACAACAGAAACAAUGACUGCAAUAUGAGCCCCCAAACUGAGAAGUCUAUGUACUAACUGUGCUGUGCACUUCCGUGAAGUUUCUUCACAUCCCAAGAGCAUUGUUUUGAUACAGCUCCAACUUCGUUUCAUACUUUUGAUAACUGUUAAUUAGUCUCACGCGUAAGCCACAUUGCUACAUAAAUGUGCAAACACUGCUUGAUCCAAAGCAACUGUACAAUCUUAGCAAACUUCUUGUAAUUGUCAUCUUUGGGAAAUGUGCCAAUAUUAAGAUGACAAAAAGUCAAACCCUGUACAGUCCCUAACUGCAGGUACAAACAUUACAUUGUAUGCUUACUAUCAAAAUCUUGUUAAGCGCUAGAUAUUAUUGUGUUAAGAUUAUUACAUA
Molecule: messenger RNA, 4165 nt
Organism: Branchiostoma floridae (Florida lancelet)
Lineage: Eukaryota; Metazoa; Chordata; Leptocardii; Amphioxiformes; Branchiostomatidae
Product: myosin-IIIb-like
Exons: 33
Coding region: 401-3568 (1055 amino acids)
Cellular component (GO): myosin complex
Molecular function (GO): ATP binding; protein binding; cytoskeletal motor activity
Source: RefSeq, a predicted model, not a curated record